Molecule: messenger RNA, 1698 nt
Organism: Rhizoctonia solani
Lineage: Eukaryota; Fungi; Basidiomycota; Agaricomycetes; Cantharellales; Ceratobasidiaceae
Exons: 2
Coding region: 1-1698 (565 amino acids)
Source: RefSeq, a predicted model, not a curated record
AUGUCGGUCUCUGCAGAGCAAGUUGUUCGAACAUGGGAGACAACGGCCCAUCAUCUAGAAAAUUCUGUGAUAGCGCACCUCGAUUCUUGCUCUGGCUUGGCUCUGCCUGACUUACACACCCACGACCCAGCUCAUCUUCUUUCUCAGAUCGAACAUCAGCUCCAUUCUUUCGAUACACUUAUCAUCAGCCGCCUCAACGCAGCCCGCUCUUCAAUGGCAUGCUUUCGCAAUCGACUCGCGUCUCCCAUCCAUCGACUCCCAGACGAAAUCCUGUCCAGGAUAUUUGAUUACUCAAUCAACCUCUACGACAUUGAACAAUCCCACCAUCUUUCAUCCCAAUACCGAACCCAAGUCAUCUACCGGAACCUUCAUACGCUACUUGGAGUCUGCUCGGUAUGGCGGCGAGUCGGUAUGUCUCAUUGUGCACUAUGGUCACUCGUACCCGUCGUCCGGAACAGGAACGAUCGCUUCAUGUCCACGGCAGCCCAGCUGAGUCUCGAGCGAGCGUCUGGGUCCAAGCUUCACCUGGUCGCAGAGCUCAACAGGGAACGGCUCGAUAUGGAAAACUACGUACGGGAGAUGUUGACUGAGUACGGUCCUCGUUUCAGCACGAUCAACUUACAUUCAGACUCGAUGGCUCCCAUUCGAGUGGCGGUCCGCAAGCUUGUCAAGAGCGUACGCAACGCAUCUAGCUCUUUGACAGGGUUGUCGAUAUGCCAUCAUCGUCCUGACAAGUUCAUGGCACGUGGAAUCGACGAUAUCUACGGCCAAUCCGAUCCAGACCAGGAUGACUUUAACCGGUUGCUGGAGCCCCUCCGGGUACUCCGACUUUGUGGACUGAAGAUUCAUUUCGGCAGUUUAUCGUUCAGGAAUCUGACCGAGCUUCGGCUUCAAGACAUGUGGGCGGGACGUACGGUCGAUGUGCAGGACUUCAUCUGGUCUCUUUCUUCGGCCGCUCAACUUCGUCGCCUUGAGAUCAUAUCGAUACUCAACCACCCUAAUCAGAUCAACACGACUCCUCGCUCGUAUGAUUUUCCCAUCACGCUCCCAGCAUUGGAGGUGCUGUAUCUGGAAGAUUUGUUCAAGGACUUGCUCGAUCUGAUACUAGAGUCAAUAGCACCAGGAUCCCACCAUACCACUCUGCAUCUCACGGGAAAGUGUGUCAGAACAUACCCACCUCGCGACAACGAAGUGCUCGGUUUUCACGACUCGAAGUUGGGCAACUUCAAAAUCGACACCUUGAUGAUAGGACACGACCUUGGCGGCCAUGGUCCGGCACUUCGGCCACUGUUGGAAAUGCUGCCGACCAUCAAAACGCUAUACAUGGACUGCCUGACUCUGACUCCUUCGAACCUCCGACCGUUGAUCAACCAUGCGGGUCCUGGCAAGCCACCAGUGAACUUCCCGAGGCUGACAAAGCUGUACAUCGGGCAGUCGUUCUUCCCCGACAUUUCUGGUUUGCACAGUCUGCAGGAAGUGGUUGCGAGCCAUCCGAUCGUGGAGCUCGGGCUGGGUGUGGGGCUGCGCGAAUUUACCGAGACCCGGGAUACGCUCCGCCAUAUCCAAGAACCUCACGAACAAAUGGAUCCUUUCCGGGAAUGGUUUUUGAGCACGGUGCCAAAAGUGGUUUGGUUACCUGCGGGCGACUCGAUGAAACCGUAUGCACUCGAGUACGAGAGCGAGGUGUGGCAACUCUGA